AUGGUUGGGGUUCCUCGCAGCAAAGGCUGUUCGCUCUGUCGGAAGAGACGUAUCAGGUGUCGCAAAUAUGGCGCCGCGUGUCCCGGCUACAAGCGCUCUCUGAAGUUCCAGGACGAGGGACCUCGUCUGCAGGAACGGUACCUCAUUACCUCCCCAGAUACGGAUGGGAGUGAUGAGGGAUUAAGUCCAGUGUCAGACUCGUUGCCGGUAAAAGCCCAGAGGCAAAUGCGUUGCUUUGUGGGUCCCUCCCUCGACGAGCGGGUUUGUCCGUCCCUGGCAUACAAAUCGUUCUUGGGUCAGCAGCCACGCCUUUUCAAAGAAUUUGUCUGCGCCUCGUUCCCGACCAUGUAUUAUCAUAAUGAAUUUCGAUUUGGACCCGGUUUUACCUUCCCGGACAACGUUGUCAAAAAGUUUGGCUCCAAACCUUACUACGAUGCCACCGUGAUGUCUCUGUCCAUAGCCUGGCUUGCACAUCAGACAAAGGAUCCGAACUUAGAAUAUGCAAGUCGACAAAAGUACGCAGAAGCCUUGAGUGGUAUCAAAUAUGCCCUGACAUCGGAAGAUACCGUGUCGGACGCCCUGUUGAUGGCCGUCAUACUGCUGGCCUUCUAUGAGAUGAACGUACGCACCACGGAAGAUGCGUGGCUCUUCCAUGCCAACGCAGUGAAGCAGCUGAUGAAGAAGCGUGGCAUGAGAGCCCAUUUGAGUGGCCCGGGGCGUGUGUGUCACUUUGCCUUCAGGCCAUUUCUGAUUGGCGCUGCCCUCCAGAAGGGUGAAUCAUGUUUCUUAGAUGAGGAUUCAUGGCAGGACUUGGCAGCAUCUUUACGGAGCGAAGAUUCUCGGAAGCAAAACGAAUGGGCAUUCUAUAUCGACGUCUAUGAGACUAUCUUCAUGGAGCUUGUUAAGUGUCCCGGCUAUAUCAAGGAAGCCCGGGAAAUCGUUUCUGUGACCUCACCAGAGGCCAAAUCUCUGGCUCAACGUAUUCGUACAACAUGCGAUCGACUGCGACGGCUAAGCAAAGAAAUGCGAACCUUACUCAGUGCGCAUAACCAGCGAAAACAGGGCAUCACUCUCCGCUUCGUCGGACCGGAGCCCAAACUCUUCCCGGACACGAGCCCAUCUCUUCUUCUCCGUGCUGGGGUCGAUGCUGUCCGUAUCCUCGAACAAAUCUUAGAUCGAAUCACCAUUCCCACACCGACCGUGGAACAGACUUUAAUCAUCCGUGAUGGAGCGAUAACACCCGUGUCAAGCCCAGGCAGCUCAGGCGAUGCGGACAGUCCACCACUUCUCUCCUUCGGUUUGUCCUGCGAACUCGGGAACGGUCCACAGGCCACGGUCGGUAAUGAUGCAGAACUCGCAUUGACCUGGCUGGAUCGGGUCGCCGGGGCAAUGGGGCUAUUAGGAGCGGAAAUCACUUACGGAAUGAAGCCGGGAAUCCAAACAGAUCUUGCUCUGCGAACUGUUCGCACGUUAACCCCAGUGGAUGACGACCUCCCGGAGCCUCGUAGGUCGUCGGACUGA
Messenger RNA from Aspergillus nomiae NRRL 13137, 1521 nucleotides. RefSeq lists its product as uncharacterized. The coding region runs from base 1 to 1521 and encodes 506 amino acids. Lineage: Eukaryota; Fungi; Ascomycota; Eurotiomycetes; Eurotiales; Aspergillaceae. The transcript has 2 exons. The record is from RefSeq and is a predicted model, not a curated record.